Fomitopsis serialis is the source of this 429-nucleotide messenger RNA. RefSeq lists its product as uncharacterized. Lineage: Eukaryota; Fungi; Basidiomycota; Agaricomycetes; Polyporales; Fomitopsidaceae. The coding region runs from base 1 to 429 and encodes 142 amino acids. The record is from RefSeq and is a predicted model, not a curated record. The transcript is spliced from 2 exons.
AUGAGCCUCGUCCCAGUAUCUGCCCUGGCGAAAUGCACCGCACCUCUCUCGCGCUCCCCAGGCUGCGUGCAGCCGCCAGGCGGCACUGUCGUGCUCGCUGCCUACGAGCGAAAGGCACCGGUGGUAACGUUUGUGCGCACACGGCGGACAAAACCAACACGCACUUCGAGGUCGACCAGAGCCCUGAUGAAUCUGGCGCACACCGCCGGCGACAUCUGCAACUCUAGCACCGCGUCGUGUCCCGAGAACGUGCUAGGGUCGUAUAUGAAUCAGACAGCGUUUCCUGCCAAGGCGCUGGACGACGCAAAGCCGAUCGAGCAGGCGGGGCUCGUCGACGUAAUCGUCAUCCCAGUGGCGGGUGUCGGUGGCCUCCCAGGUUCAGGAGCUGCUGCUGCCGACGCGUCUGCGAAGUCUCCCUGCCGAUCCUGA